Molecule: messenger RNA, 676 nt
Organism: Aricia agestis (brown argus)
Lineage: Eukaryota; Metazoa; Arthropoda; Insecta; Lepidoptera; Lycaenidae
Exons: 3
Coding region: 10-666 (218 amino acids)
Source: RefSeq, a predicted model, not a curated record
UCACAGAACAUGUCGUCAGUGCCCAUCUGUUUUCUUGUUUUAGCACUAACGAGCUCAGCAAGAGGUAUAUCAUCCAAAGUAGACUUUGAUGAAGAAGAACCAGCUGCUGAUCUAAGCAAGGACAACGAGGAUGUUGAAGUAAAACAUACAAUAGUCGUCUCAACUAAACUGAAGAACAAUAAUUACAGAGGACUCGUCAAUGGGGAAACCGGAGCUCUAACUUAUAACAUCGGCGAAAGAAAUCCAAAGAAAACACCAAAAGAUGACAGCGGUGAAGUGCCAGUAAUAAAGGCUUUCAAAUCAGCAGACACUACAGCAAUAAGGACACCAGAUACCAGACAUAAGACGCCCGUGUACACCAACUAUGUACCAACUAGUAGACACUUUAGAGAUGAAAUAGAUCUGUACCCCAAUCCACUCAAUCAAUGGAAACCGACGCCGCUGUACAAAAACGUCAACUAUUGGAAUACAGAUAGAGACUAUAUUCCUCUGAACCGACCGGACUAUGAGGUGCAUAGGAGAAUAAGUGAGGAUACAGCAAGAGACUUCUACUGCAAGAAGUGUAGAGAGAUGAAUGGUUUCAGAUGUCAGCCGAGAAACUCAUGGAUAACAGAAAGUACAACGCCGAAGAUAAAACUAGAUGGCAAAAUAGCGAAAUUAAACUAAAGGACAUUGA